AUGGCACAACAUCACUUAUUUCAAGAAUCAGUAGCUUUGACAUUAACUAAAGGUAACGAUCGUAUUGAUCGGAAUGCAGUUAUAAAAGUUAUAGGAAGAUAUAUUCCAGUUGAAGACGUUGAUUCCUUUGGAAAUCUAGGUGAUCAUGAUAAAUGGUUUAUUAUUUUUAAAUCAUCAGCAUCCAAAGAAAAAUUUUUAACAUUAGAAAACUUAGAAGUUGAUGAUCAAGUGUUUGCUAUUCACAAACCUUAUCGAGAAGUCAAACUUGUUCGUUUGCUCAAUGUACCACCUUCAAUUUCUGAUGAUUAUAUUCGUGAAAUAGCUAAAAAAUGGGGCAGUCCAGUUAUUAGUGUGGAAUGUGAAACACUUCCUCGUCCAUAUCAAUUUAUUAAAACAUUUGUUAGGCGGGUACGUAUAAAGUUCAAAUCACCUGAUGAUGAACAAAAUAUUCCAAUAUCAAUAAAAAUGGCUGGUAUUAAUAUUCCAAUAUUACUGGAAGGGCGUGUAAAGGUUUGCUAUAGAUGCAAACAAUCAGGACACAACAAAUCUGAAUGUAAUGUAUUGAAAUGUCAGGUUUGUCAUGGAUUUGGUCACGAUGAUGUUUCAUGCAGCAAACAAAGAUCGUACGCAAAUGUGAUAAGUACACCGUUGAACGUUAAUCAAGAAAUUAACCCAAAUUCAAUUUCAAUGAUAAUACAAAAUAAAAUAAAAAUAUGUCAUAAAUGCAAACAACCUGGACAUAUUAAAAUAAAUUGUCCGGCAAAUCGAUCCGAUAUUAUACAGUCUCCCAUAACAUUAUUGAAUAAUGAUAUGGAAUCAAGAUUCACAACACCAAAUGUAGGUGAUAGUGAUAAAAUAGAUGAUAGAUUAAAUUGUGUACAAACUGGUGAACAGAAUGGUAUACAAGAUGGAAAUUCAACUGAUGUACCAAGUGCUUUUCUUGGUGAUGCAUCUCAAAAUAAUAAACGAUCCAAUGAACAAGGUGGUGUACAUGAAAGUGUACAAAGUGAUAUACAUGAAGUUGUGCAAGGUGGUGUACAUGCAGGUGAUGAAGCUAGUGGACAAGGUGAUGUACAUGUAGGUGAUGAAGCUGAUGUACAAGGUGAUGUACAAGGUGGUAAUUUCGAGUGCCGUGUGGUGCAAGGGAAGGUACCAACUAGUGCUCAACAAGAUAUGAAUGUUGAUGAUUUAGAUAUGCCAAGUUUAGCAUCUAAUGAAAUUUCUCAAAUUAGUAUACAACAACAAACAACCUCAGUACACAUUGCUGCAUAUAAAGAAUUUAAAGAAGGUCGAACUGGGUUGAAACGAUAUUUAAGUUACGAACAACAUCCAAUAUGUAAUGAUACGAAAAAACUACAACAAACACCUUCCUCGCCGGAUCAAGGAAGGGAUACAGAAGAUGGAGAAUUAUAA
This is a messenger RNA of Adineta steineri, 1413 nucleotides long. Lineage: Eukaryota; Metazoa; Rotifera; Eurotatoria; Adinetida; Adinetidae. The record is from the annotation of a GenBank genome assembly.